AGGGGAGGUAAUUGUGACAUUGUUAUUUUCUGUGUCAUAAAAUUUUAAGGGUGGGAAAUAAUGCCCAUGAUCGUAUAAUAGUGAUUUGAUAACCUAUUGAGCAAAAGACAGAAAUAAUUAUGUUUUGACUUUCUUAGAAAAUUUGAAAUUCUCGCUUUAAGUAUUUUACAAGUUAAGCACUAGGCUUAAAUUAUAUCACCGGUAAAUUGUAUACAAAAAGCAACUGAAAGUGCUUAAACUAAUUAGAAGCUUAUAUUAAACUUGCUGGUUUGAUGAUUGCACACAGCUGUAAUAUGUUUGGAAUUUCUAUAUGCCCACAUUUGUCUCCAAAAGGUCUUGUUCCUUUCAAUAUUGGCAUCUAUUAAUAUCUGACUGUUACUUCAUGGAUUAUGGCCCCUGAUUGUACAAAAAAUCGUGUUUGAAUAUAUCACUGUUACACCAUAAUGAUGCUUGAGUUCGAAUUUCAUAAAAAUUGGACCAAAACUGCCCAACAAAAUGGCCGCUCCUUGAAUGUAAAUAGUGUAAAAGUAUGUAAUAUCAAGGUUGUGGACCCUCUAGAGGUCACACUUUUUUCAUUCGAUUUUGAUGAAACUGGAAAUAUAUGUUUAUAUCCCAAUGAUCUCAAUUCUUUUAGAUAUUUGCGCACAUCAGACCAUAACUUCCGGGAUUAUGCCCCCUGAUUGUACAAAGAAUCACAUUUUUAGCUUGUGGACCCUCUAGUGGUCACAAUUUUUAUCCGAUUUUAAAAACUGUUUAAAUGUAUCCCCGUUACACCAUAAUGAAGGUUGAGUUCGAAUUUCGGGAAAAUAAAAACGAAACUGCCAAACAAAAUGGCCGCUACUUGUACGCAAAUAGUAAAAAAGUAUGUAAUACAAAGGUUGUAGACCCUCUAAAGAUCACAAUUUUUGUUUGAUUUUGAUGAAACUUGAAAUAUAUGUUUAUAUCCAAAAGAUAUCAGUUCCUUGCAAUAUUUGUGCAUUUCAGACCAUAACUUACUGGAUUAUGGCCCCUGUUCUCUGGUUUAUUCUGUGUGCUGUGUAUCGCUAUAAUUGAUAAGACUAAUUACAUUAACUUACUGCAUCUUCUACCAUUUGAAGUUGAAAUAAUAUUUAGAAUUUCAGAUGGUUUGUGAUAAUCGAACUUUGACAGACUCAAGGAUGAACAUAAAGCAAACCUGCUUCGGCCAGCUUGUUCUCUAUCCAUCUCUUGCAAAAUGUGGGCGUAUCUUGCCUGGCAGCCACUGGUUAUUUGUAUUUUAGACUGGAUUCUCGACAGAGGAACAUGAAGCUAUUCAAGAUUGUUUACGACAAAGACUUGGACCUAAAUUUAUCAGCCAAAGAACAGGAGCAGGGGGACUGAAAUUAGCUUAUAUAGAGGGAUGGAAGCUGAUUAAUAUAGCAAAUGAAACUUUUGGUUUUAAUGGCUGGUCACAUUCCGUCACAAAUCAAACUGUUGAUUUUGUUGAUCAUAUCAAUGGAAGAUAUUAUGUAGGAGUUAGUGCCAUGGUACGUGUACAGUUAAAGGAUGGUGUUUAUCAUGAAGAUAUUGGCUAUGGUGUUAGCGAAGGGUUAAAAUCUAAAGCUCUGUCUAUAGAAAAGGCUCGCAAAGAAGCAGCAACAGAUGGCUUAAAACGAUCACUCAAGAAUUUUGGAAAUGCAAUGGGAAAUUGCUUAGGUGACAAAGAAUAUUUAAAAUGUGUGGGUAGAGCUCCAAAACCGCCUCCUGAAGUUUGUAAUUUGGCCGAUCUGAAAUCAGAAAUGCUGAACCCAAAAAUAUUACACGCCAGACAAAAAAAUAAAUAUAAUCCAUCCAUUACCAUUACGCAGCAUAAUCUCAUGAAUGGCAACCAAUCAGAUUCAAAGUAUGAUAAAGAUUCUACCUCCACUAACCAGAUAAAACCUAGAAACUCAACAUCACCAAGAGUAGAUGUUACUACGUCUGAAGAAACAAAUGGCAGAGUGAAAGCGUUGAGUGUAGAAAGUACAGUUAUAAUGUCACGAAGAUCUAGUUCUGAGACUGGAACAAUCAGAGAUAACCGAUUGAUUAAUCCUGCACCUAAUGUUAACCCCACCAGUUACAAUCAAGGUGUUCCUAACAAUUCAAAUAGAGACCAGGCCUGUCCUGUUGGGUCACCAAUACUGUCAGAGGAAGAAAAAAAGAAACAGGAAAGAAUUCGACGACAGAGGGAAAAACAAUUGAGAUAUCAAGAACAGAUUCGUCAAAAUACUGCUCUUCAAGACAGUAACUUAGAACCUACCAGAAUGGGUUUACCUAUGGCCACAUCUACACCUUUUGUUGGUGGAAGUAGAAAUAGUCCCAUCAUGCCUCUUAGACUACCUUCCAAUCAGAAUACACCUAAACAAGAUGAUGGUGCUUCUUACAUCCAGGUAAAACAUAUAUCAGACCAACCACCAAUACAACAACUUGUAGCAGAAGAUAAUUUUGAGGAUGAAAUCUGGAGUCAAGCCGACUAUUUAUUAGAGGAGAAUUUAGUAGAAGACGAUGAGAAUCGUCAACCUGGUUUAAAAACUAGAAGUAAACAAAGGAAUAGAGGUCCUAUAACAACUGGUCCAAACACUGAUGUUAUUGUGAAGAAAAGAAAGUUAUCUGCCUCCGGUCACAGAUAAAUCUACUCUCAUUUAAUUUGACCUAUUUAUCUUACUUUAAAACUCACACAUUCUGCAUCAUCCAUCUUAUACAAAUUAUAAGUUUUUGUAUGAAGUUAAUGUAAUUUAGAACCGAAACAUAGCUGUAUAGGUUAAACUUACCAAAACUUUUUUCAAUAUCUGACUAAUAUAAAGAAAUGCUCAAUUGUUCUGUUCUUGUGUGGAUGAUGCCUGGAGAUUUUAUGUUCAAUUGGUGCAUGCCUUGUUUAAAUUUGUAAAGUUUAAUUGAUUUCCACCCUAUUACAAUGAGAGAAUUGAGUUCAGAAACAGUGAGUGCAAGUUUAAAUGUCAUUUCCAGCAGAAUAUCAGCACAUUAUGUGCACAACUUUGGGCACAUAUAUAGGGAGUGGAUUGCAGCAUCUAUACACAAAAGUGAUGAAAAUUGAAUACCAGUAAUGAGUUCUAUGUCAUUUGGAAAGAAAUUCUGUUAAAAUGAAACUAACAAUUAUUUUUAUGAUCUUGCUAAAAGAUAGCCACAUGAAGUAUACAUUUUGGAAAUCAUAGAAAUUUAUAUUUUUCUCAUGGGAUAUUAAUGAAUUUCGAACACAAAUAACAGAGGGUGUAUAUAUUGAUAUUCCAUAGUUAAUUUGUUGUCUUACACAUGUUAUAUACAACUCAUAAGAAUUAUUUAUCACAUGGAUUAUUUGUAAAUAUUUAAAUGUCAUGUAUAUUCGUUUCAUGCUGUACACUAUUUAAUAAAAAUUAUUCAGUA
This is a messenger RNA of Patella vulgata (common limpet), 3378 nucleotides long. Its product is annotated as DNA repair protein RAD52 homolog. Gene Ontology annotation, biological process: DNA recombinase assembly; double-strand break repair via single-strand annealing; mitotic recombination. NCBI's taxonomy places the organism in Eukaryota, Metazoa, Mollusca, Gastropoda, Patellidae. The record is from RefSeq and is a predicted model, not a curated record. The coding region runs from base 1503 to 2627 and encodes 374 amino acids. Gene Ontology annotation, cellular component: nucleus. The transcript is spliced from 11 exons.